AUGAACACCCGCAACGGCUACCCCAACCCCGGCGGCCCGAGCCCGAACAUCGGUUCCUCCGAUCGUGACUAUGGAAGCUCGAGAAAGCUCGAGAAUCCGGCGAUUAACCCGCUUGUGACGAAUAAUGGUUAUGGUGCUGCAGCUCCUCGAGACCGCGACCGCAGGGCCGGCGGGUAUGGGGGGUUUUAUGAGCAGCAGUCGCAGUCGCAGUCUGAGGAGCUGGAGAGGGAGCGUCGGGCCCGGUCGGCAUCGCGCGCGCGCGUGAGGGAUGAUGUGCGGUAUGGAGGAGGGCAGGGUGGUCGAUACGGUGAUGACCCCGGGCGCUGCUUGUUCGUGUUAGAUAUUGUCCGCCUUAUCCAGCGGGACUGGAACGCCAUGGCGAGCGACGAUUGCGUCCCAGUACAGGUUGGCCUUCAAUUGAUGGACCCGAGCACCCUCGGUCAAGCGGAGAGAGAGCCAGAGUUUAUACGGUCGCAUAGAGACAUCAAGAGAGCUCUGAAAGCUAUUGUGAACGAGCAUCACCAGGGCUUUAGUAGUGCAAUCGGGACAUAUCAUAAGAUUCAAUCGGGUAUCCAGAGCUCACAAAACCAGCUACGAUCGUUAAAAUCUACCUUGGGAGAGGCUAAAUCGGGUUUGCUCACGACAAAACCGGAGCUACAGGGUCUGGCCACUGGGUCACAGAGCUACAAUGAUGCUCUACAAAUGUUGAGUCAAAUAGAACACAUUCAAUCCCUUCCGGAAACUCUCGAGGCGCGAAUAUCAGAGAAAAGGUUUAUCGCUGCAGUAGAGGUUCUACAAGAAGCCCGCAAAGCCUUAAGCCGUUCAGACUUCGAGGCGGUUGGUGGGCUUGGGGAUCUACGAACAUAUUUUGCCAAUCAAGAAACAUCUCUGACGGAUAUACUCGUUGAGGAAUUACAUGACCACCUCUAUCUGAAAUCGCCGUAUUGCCAGGAUCGCUGGAAAAUGCAGCUGGAAGAUGGAGCAAGUGGCUCUAGUACGCCCCGUGGAAUUCCUGCCUGGGACAAGCCGAUACACAGGUUUCUUUCGAAUCUCAAUCUGUCUACACCCCUAGCUGAUGAUGCCUCCAACAACCCGGAGGCCGAUACCUUCUCGUAUAUCCUUUUAAUCAUUGAAACUCUUGAUAGGAUGGGAAAUAUGGAAACCGUGGUAGAUCGCAUCGAGCAGCGGCUACCGGUGGAAUUAUACGCCGUCGUAAACAAGACAAGCGCAGAGGUUGCGCUCCGCUACCCGGAUGCUACACGAGGAAUACAAAAGCGCACUUGGGCUCCUGAUCGGCCUUUGGAUACAGUUGAAGAGCAUGGUCAUGUCCUCUCUGAGUUUCUGUGGAAUUUGUACGCAAAAUUCGAGGCGAUUGCGGAAGGGCACCGUGUAGUUCAUGAUGUCAUCAGCGGAAUCGCUGAGAGGAAAGGCGCUGAAAAAGGGACGUUAACAAAUGGCUUCAAGGAGCUAUGGAAACUAUAUCAGAGUGAGAAAUUGUUCAAGCUAUCUGAAAUCGACCAAAAUUCAACCGACAUCAAAACGGAACAAGCUGCUUUGGAUGAAAUCUUGCGGUCAUCGGUUCCGGGUCUUGUGUCUAAAUCGCGGCAAAAGCUUUCCUCAAACGACUUGAACCGGUCCAACCAGGAAAGCUCAGGGACAGGCCAUAAGUUACUUAUCGAGCCUAACAUUUUUAAUAUCAGUCUCCUUUUACCUCCAGCACUUUCAUUCAUCCAAAGGCUCACAGGCAUCGUUCCGGUUGAUUCGGACAUUGAUGUUGGGAAGUUGACCACGUUCUUGGAUGACUUCAUGACCCAUGUUUUCCAGCCACAGCUUGAAGAAGCCGUGACGGAACUGUGUACUAUGUGCUUCAUUGCGGUAGACGCUUACACGCAAGAUUCGCAAUGGCACUUGCACUCGACGAAACCGAUUUUCAAAGGCACAAUCACCUUUAUGAAUCUUAUCAAAAAGUUUAGUCUGAUUUUGGACAGUAUUCCCCAUGAUCAAGCAUUUACCCAACUACUGAUUACGCAAAUGGUCACAUACUAUGAGAAAUGCUGUGGUUGGUAUAAAGGUAAAGCCUCCUUUGCUACUCUUCCAUUUACCAAACGAGCCGUUAAUGAGUGUACCGCAGCGCUUAUAAGUCGAAUGUCUUCUCAACAACCCGGCGGUGUUCGACUAAAAGCAGCCGCUGCUUAUUCUGAGCUUGAAGAAACCCGCGAUAUAGCAACCCAGCUUUGGGAGAGCCCGGUGAAUGAGCGACAAGAGCUGAUCAACAAGGAAAUCGACAUGUUGAUCAAUCGGACCAACGAGACGCCGCUAGAACCGUACGAUAUCGUUUCUGAUCCAAAGACGGUCUUCUCGGUUUCAUUGCUCUAUAAUAGCAUGAACUGGCUUGUAAGCAGCCUAUCGAAGCUGCGACACAUCACGCCCUAUAAAGUCGACUCGUCUCGAGGGCACUCCAGGCAGUUGUCGGGCGGACGCAGGUGGACUUUUUCAAAAUCGAAUCUUGAAUUCACUAACGCGCUCCCCCGUUUGCCUAUGACUGAAGAGUCAGUUGUUGGAUUCGACACCACCCUCGAAUCGAUAAGAAGCCUUGCCCUUACGGCACUAUUAACUUUGCAUCUGGACAUCCGUUGUGGAGCAAUCCACAUGGUCACUCGCAGUCUCAAAGGCAGCAUCAGCUCCCAGCUGACUGAAGCCACACCGCCCAGUCCCGCACCUUCAACGGAAAAUAUCUGGGCCCACAUCCUCUCCUCGCAGCCGACAUCCGCAUCACCAGCCAUCCUUGAACUCAACAAUGACCUCAUCGCCUUUGAUGCCAGUGUAUCUACCUACCUGGGACCCAAAGAACACUACUUUAUCACUUCUGGUUUGACAAAACUAAUCGACCGCGCUCCUCCCUCGCUCGCCCCAUCAUUCUACAAACCAGCCUACCCCAAAUCUCCCGAAGGCAAAACUCCAUCGAACCACCACCAAUCCCAAGAGAUCGUUGCUCUUCCCCGCAGCGCCAAAUUCCUCGACUGGUUCCUCGAAGGCGCCGAUAAAGCCGUCCAGUACGCCAAAGAGGAAAAGGAAGCUUUCAAACGCGGGGACGUCCAGACCAUCGAAGCCGGGAACGGUGAACCGUUUACAUAUGACGAGCUGAAGGUGCUGGUUGAACUAUGUUUUUCUGCGGUACUAAAGGGUCCGAGAGGCGCAGAGAGCCGUGAAGACUUUUUAGCUGCAAAGAGAGGGAGUGGAGAUGCGCUGUUGAGGUUGAGUGAGGUUAUGUGGGAUUCCUAA
This is a messenger RNA of Uncinocarpus reesii 1704, 3282 nucleotides long. RefSeq lists its product as uncharacterized. Bases 1 to 3282 code for a protein of 1093 amino acids. Gene Ontology annotation, biological process: Golgi to plasma membrane transport; exocytosis. Lineage: Eukaryota; Fungi; Ascomycota; Eurotiomycetes; Onygenales; Onygenaceae. The record is from RefSeq and is a predicted model, not a curated record. Gene Ontology annotation, cellular component: exocyst. The transcript is spliced from 8 exons.